AUGCCAUCGCGACAUGUGUCAGCAUAUGCGUCAAGGAGUGAGUCACACUGGGAUGCACAUGGAUGCAGUUUCUCGCUCUCACCCAUGCGGUUUCUCGCCCUCACUCAUGUGGUUUCUCGCUCUCGCUCAUGUGGUUUCUCGCCCUCACUCAUGUGGUUUCUCGCUCUCGCUCAUGUGGUUUCUCGCCCUCACUCAUGUGGUUUCUCGCUCUCGCUCAUGUGGUUUCUCGCCCUCACUCAUGUGGUUUCUCGCUCUCGCUCAUGUGGUUUCUCGCUCUCACUCAUGUGGUUUCUCGCUCUCACUCAUGUGGUUUCUCGCCCUCACUCAUGUGGUUUCUCGCUCUCGCUCAUGUGGUUUCUCGCUCUCACUCAUGUGGUUUCUCGCUCUCACUCAUGUGGUUUCUCGCCCUCACUCAUGUGGUUUCUCGCUCUCGCUCAUGUGGUUUCUCGCUCUCACUCAUGUGGUUUCUCGCUCUCACUCAUGUGGUUUCUCGCUCUCACUCAUGUGGUUUCUCGCCCUCACUCAUGUGGUUUCUCGCUCUCGCUCAUCACAUGCCAACACCUGAAUGCACCUCUUUGGCCUCGCCGAUCCAUGCAUCCAUCUCCCAUGUGCAAGCAGUGCAAGCCCUUUCUCAUGUGCAAGCCCUCACUCCUUCCCUCCUUUCCUACUUCCCUACUUCCCCUCUCUUACCACUCCCCGCAUUACUUCCUUCCCUCCAUCCAUCCUCCUUUCCUCCCCUCCUGUGCAGUGUUGUACUGGCAUAUGCAACUGCCAUCCCUCUCAUCUCCUCCCGCUCUGUGCUCUCCAUGUUUCCCCAUCACCACCCCCCCCCUCCUUGCAGUGUUGUACUGGCAUAUGCAACUGCCAUCCCUCUCAUCUCCUCCCGCUCUGUGCUCUCCAUGUUUCCCCAUCACCACCCCCCCCCUCCUUGCAGUGUUGUACUGGCAUAUGCAACUGCCAUCCCUCUCAUCUCCUCCCGCUCUGUGCUCUCCAUGUUUCCCCAUCACCACCCCCCCCCUCCUUGCAGUGUUGUACUGGCAUAUGCAACUGCCAUCCCUCUCAUCUCCUCCCGCUCUGUGCUCUCCAUGUUUCCCCAUCACCACCCCCCCCCUCCUUGCAGUGUUGUACUGGCAUAUGCAACUGCCAUCCCUCUCAUCUCCUCCCGCUCUGUGCUCUCCAUGUUUCCCCAUCACCACCCCCCCCCCUCCUUGCAGUGUUGUACUGGCAUAUGCAACUGCCAUCCCUCUCAUCUCCUCCCGCUCUGUGCUCUCCAUGUUUCCCCAUCACCACCCCCCCCCCUCCUUGCAGUGUGGUACUGGCAUAUGCAACUGCCAUCCCUCUCAUCUCCUCCCGCUCUGUGCUCUCCAUGUUUCCCCAUCACCACCCCCCCCCCUCCUUGCAGUGUGGUACUGGCAUAUGCAACUGCCAUCCCUCUCAUCUCCUCCCGCUCUGUGCUCUCCAUGUUUCCCCAUCACCACCCCCCCCCUCCUUGCAGUGUGGUACUGGCAUAUGCAACUGCCAUCCCUCUCAUCUCCUCCCGCUCUGUGCUCUCCAUGUUUCCCCAUCACCACCCCCCCCCCUCCUUGCAGUGUGGUACUGGCAUAUGCAACUGCCAUCCCUCUCAUCUCCUCCCGCUCUGUGCUCUCCAUGUUUCCCCAUCACCACCCCCCCCCUCCUUGCAGUGUGGUACUGGCAUAUGCAACUGCCAUCCCUCUCAUCUCCUCCCGCUCUGUGCUCUCCAUGUUUCCCCAUCACCACCCCCCCCCUCCUUGCAGUGUGGUACUGGCAUAUGCAACUGCCAUCCCUCUCAUCUCCUCCCGCUCUGUGCUCUCCAUGUUUCCCCAUCACCACCCCCCCCCUCCUUGCAGUGUGGUACUGGCAUAUGCAACUGCCAUCCCUCUCAUCUCCUCCCGCUCUGUACUCUCCAUGUUUCCCCAUCACCACCCCCCCCCUCCUUGCAGUGUGGUACUGGCAUAUGCAACUGCCAUCCCUCUCAUCUCCUCCCGCUCUGUGCUCUCCAUGUUUCCCCAUCACCACCCCCCCCCUCCUUGCAGUGUGGUACUGGCAUAUGCAACUGCCAUCCCUCUCAUCUCCUCCCGCUCUGUGCUCUCCAUGUUUCCCCAUCACCACCCCCCCCCUCCUUGCAGUGUGGUACUGGCAUAUGCAACUGCCAUCCCUCUCAUCUCCUCCCGCUCUGUGCUCUCCAUGUUUCCCCAUCACCACCCCCCCCCUCCUUGCAGUGUGGUACUGGCAUAUGCAACUGCCAUCCCUCUCAUCUCCUCCCGCUCUGUGCUCUCCAUGUUUCCCCAUCACCACCCCCCCCCUCCUUGCAGUGUGGUACUGGCAUAUGCAACUGCCAUCCCUCUCAUCUCCUCCCGCUCUGUGCUCUCCAUGUUUCCCCAUCACCACCCCCCCCCUCCUUGCAGUGUGGUACUGGCAUAUGCAACUGCCAUCCCUCUCAUCUCCUCCCGCUCUGUGCUCUCCAUGUUUCCCCAUCACCACCCCCCCCCUCCUUGCAGUGUGGUACUGGCAUAUGCAACUGCCAUCCCUCUCAUCUCCUCCCGCUCUGUACUCUCCAUGUUUCCCCAUCACCACCCCCCCCCUCCUUGCAGUGUGGUACUGGCAUAUGCAACUGCCAUCCCUCUCAUCUCCUCCCGCUCUGUGCUCUCCAUGUUUCCCCAUCACCACCCCCCCCCUCCUUGCAGUGUGGUACUGGCAUAUGCAACUGCCAUCCCUCUCAUCUCCUCCCGCUCUGUGCUCUCCAUGUUUCCCCAUCACCACCCCCCCCCUCCUUGCAGUGUGGUACUGGCAUAUGCAACUGCCAUCCCUCUCAUCUCCUCCCGCUCUGUGCUCUCCAUGUUUCCCCAUCACCACCCCCCCCCCUCCUUGCAGUGUGGUACUGGCAUAUGCAACUGCCAUCCCUCUCAUCUCCUCCCGCUCUGUGCUCUCCAUGUUUCCCCAUCACCACCCCCCCCCUCCUUGCAGUGUGGUACUGGCAUAUGCAACUGCCAUCCCUCUCAUCUCCUCCCGCUCUGUGCUCUCCAUGUUUCCCCAUCACCACCCCCCCCCUCCUUGCAGUGUGGUACUGGCAUAUGCAACUGCCAUCCCUCUCAUCUCCUCCCGCUCUGUGCUCUCCAUGUUUCCCCAUCACCACCCCCCCCCUCCUUGCAGUGUGGUACUGGCAUAUGCAACUGCCAUCCCUCUCAUCUCCUCCCGCUCUGUGCUCUCCAUGUUUCCCCAUCACCACCCCCCCCCUCCUUGCAGUGUGGUACUGGCAUAUGCAACUGCCAUCCCUCUCAUCUCCUCCCGCUCUGUGCUCUCCAUGUUUCCCCAUCACCACCCCCCCCCUCCUUGCAGUGUGGUACUGGCAUACGCAACUGCCAUCUCAAUCAUGCCCGAGCCCUGCUACAUGACUAUCAGCAGCACCUCGGGAAUCCCAGGGGGGGCAUCAGGCGGCUCGUCUCCCACCAAUCCCACGGCACCAGCUGGCGGUCAGUCUGGCGUACCUGUGGGUGCCACAACAUGCUUGUUGACCGGGGCACAGGUGCUGGCAGAGAGGUCGAUCGAUCAGCUGGGCAAGUGGGAGUGCCUCCUGGUGCUGCUGUGUAUGGGGCUUGCUGUGAAGCUGAUGACCUUUGUGCUGCUGGUGAGGCUGCAGCGGGCCAAGCACAAGUGAGCGGUGUUGGGUGGAUGGAGACAGAAAGGAUAGCAAGAAUAAGCGGGUGGAUGGACACAGUGGCCCAUGCUGGUGCUGCUGUGUAUGGGGCUUGCUGUGAAGCUGAUGACCUUUGUACUGCAGCGGGCCAAGCACAAGUGAGAGGUGUUGGGUGGAAGGAAGAGUGUUGCGAGAAUAAUGUGUGUGUUCUGAGACGGCUUGAGGACACGGAUUGGCCCAUGCUAGUACUGCUGGUGAUGCUUCAAUGA
This is a messenger RNA of Closterium sp. Naga37s-1, 3924 nucleotides long. The record is from the annotation of a GenBank genome assembly. Lineage: Eukaryota; Viridiplantae; Streptophyta; Zygnematophyceae; Desmidiales; Closteriaceae.